AUUGCUCUUUCUCAAAGCAUAUUUUGUUUCUUCCUUUUAGUAAUCAGGGUAUAGCAUCAGUCUACUUCUCACCACAUGUAACCCCUUCCUCCUCCUGGAGCUUCAGCUGCCUGUGAUACAGAACCUCAUUUUUUUGUACAGCCUGAGGAAAUUGCUAAAUUGUUGGGUAGAGCUGGGGUGUUUAUAGAAUAGAAACAGUUACUACAAAGGUAAGCAUGCAGACCAAGGUAAGGUUUUGGUUUGUGAGAUGCAGAUGCAAGAAUGAAACCCCAAAACUGUUACUAUGAAUAACAGUUUUAUAAAACUCAGGAGCAAGAAUUUCAGCUUCCUUUGAUGGCAACAUUGGGGCACUUGGAUUGGAGAGAGCAUACCAAUAUUUAGGUCUUUUAGCUCAUUAAACCCUAGUUGUCUUUCAUUUACUAAUAAAAUACUUGAUUAAUACGUAUUUGCUUAUAGUGUCUACAUGUGACAAAAAUGUAGCAAAGAAGGGAGGGAAGGGUUAAGAGAGGGGAGAAAUUCCCUUGAAUUAGUCGAGGCAGCUUAUAAAAGAAGACUGCCUGGCACUUUUCCACUACACACUGAAAUCCCAGGAGUCUGGCCCCAGCAACUAUGCGAACAGGCAACUCUACCAUAGGUUCAAAUACAGCCCUAGCAAAGGAUCCCAUGCACAGGUAACCCGUGUCUCUGCUUUGGCUUCGCUGGCUGCCUGCACCAGCAGCUUAGAGCAGCAACCCGCUCCUGCGGCAGGUCGACCUUAAGCUCUGGGAGUUUAGCUGUGGCUCGGCCCGGCCCACCGCGCCUACUACCCUCUCAAGCACUGACGGGGGCAAAGCCCCGCGUGCCCCGCUUCCCGCUGAGGUGAUCGCGCCGAAGCAUCCUCUGCGCAUGCGCAGUACCUCCCUCCGUCCCACCCCUCCGCGCGAGGGCUGCUGGGAAGGGGCGGGGCGGCCUGCCGCGGCUGAGGGCGCGGGCGCGUGCCCUGUUGCUGAGGUGAUUCUCGAACCGCCAUUUUCAAACGGCCGGGGCGGCCUGGCUGCUUGCGCGGGGGCUGCGGCGCGGAAGCAUCAGCCCCGAGAGCGCGGCAGUGCAGGACAGUGUGCCCUGUAGGAGAAGAAGGAAGGUGCUGUAGCCAAGGCUGGGGCUCUUCGCAGGCGAGCGGCGACACUCGGCGGCUGACUGGGGCUUCCGCAUUGCCGGCAUCCGCCCGUGUGGCAGCCCUGAUGACUGCGUGGCGCUGGGCCGCUCCGUCACUGGAGAUCGCAGAUUAGUCAGGGCGGACUACCAGAGCAUCUGACCUACACGCUGGUCUCUCCUUCCCUCGAGGUUCUGCAGUCCCACUUCCCCGCCGGAGCUGCGUUACCGCCGAAGCCUCACUGAAACAUGCUGGCUACAUCCUAGUGGCUCAUCCUGCAAAAACUUGCCUUUAACUGGUGUUUCUGGUGUCUUGUUUUUCUUGACUGUGACAAAAGCUGCUUUGGAGGUGUGUUCACAAUGACAAGUGCAGAGCAAAGGUUCAUUCAUCUCAGAAAACGUCUAGAUCAACUGGGCUAUCGGCAACCUUUGGGAGUGGAAAGUUUACCUUUGGUGGAAAAGCUUUUUAGUGACUUAGUUCGUACAACUGAGAGUUUGCGCAGUGCAAAGUUAUCUGCUGGAAAAAGUAAAAAAGAAUGCAAUAAUUAUGAUGCUAUUUUGGAACCUUAUAAAACAGAGAAUGCUAAACUUACCAGGGAAAAUAAUGAACUACAUUUAGAAAUACUAAAACUGAAAGAGCAAUCUGAUCGUCAUGUUAAAGAUUUGAAAGCCUCCUUACGAAGGGCUGAACAUGAAACAACUGACUUGAAAUUUCUGAAUAACCAAUAUGUACAUAAAAUUAAAAUGCUGGAAAAAGAGAACAAAAUCAAGACUGAAAAAAUUCAGCAGCUUCAGGAGAAGAAUCUGCAAGCAGUAGUGCAAACACCUGGUGGCAGAAAAAGAAGCAUUCCCUUCAGGCGUCAGCGCAUGCAGAUAGACCAGCCUGUGCCUCCGUCAGGUGUUAGUGCCUAUCCAGUUCCUCAGCCAGAGGACCCGUAUAUCGCAGACCUUCUUCAGGUGGCUGACAAUCGAAUUCAUGAACUUCAGUCAGAAGUAAUAGAACUACAGGAAAAACUGGAGAUAUCUGAAUGUGGGAGGAAAAAUUAUAGCAAACAGGUUGAGUUGAGAGACAAAGAAAUAGAGCGCCUAGUGCUAGCACUGGAUGGUGGACGUUCUCAUGAGGUUCUCUCUCUGGAAUCGAAAAAUAAAAGUAAUGAGAAGCUUAUUGCCCAUUUGAAUUUGCAGAUUGAAUAUCUUCAGCAAACGAAGAAAGAACUCGAAAAUCGCAUUCAAGACCUCUUGGAUAGUAAACAAAAUGUGACUAGUGAGGUAGAACAGUUAAGCAAUAAAAAUGAAGAACUCUGUCAAGAACUGAAUGAAAUAGACCACUUGGCCCAACAAUUGGAAAGACAUAAAGAAAUUGUACUUGAGACUGCAGAUAAGGAAAUAGGAGAAGCAAAGAAAGAAAUUGAAAGAAAACACACGGAAAUACAGGACCUUGAAGAAACAAUAACAAAGCUUAAAUCGGAGUUGCACUCAUCUCAUAGAGAGAACAAGAGACUGAUCGAGGAACUCUUUGGCAAAGCAGAUGAUAAAGAGAAUCUUGAACUUCUGUUAAACCAGCUUGAACAAGAGAAAGAGAGGCUGGCAGAAAAAGCAGAGAACUUGGAAAUAAAAGAACGAGAACUUGUACUAGAAGUAGAAAGAAUGAGACUAGAAUAUGGCAUAGCACUAGGAGACAAAUCCCCGUCUCGUCUAGAUGCAUUUGUAAAGACUUUAGAAGAUGACAGAGAUUAUUAUAAGAGGGAAUUAGAAUAUCUCCAGAAAAUGAUAAAGCGAAGGCCUAGCCCAAGCCGUAGGACUCCAGAGAAGAGUGAAGAUCUUAGAUUGAUCACCAGAGAAAGAGAUGAGCUACAGUCCAUGUUAGACAGAUUUGAAAAACACAUGACAGAAAUUCAAUGCAAUGUCAAGUUACUGACUGCAGAAAGAGAUAAGUUAAAAGUUCUUUAUGAGCAGUCUCAGAGUGAAUUGAACAGGAUGAGAACAGAAGCAAAACAUAGCUUAGUUUCUCAAAAUCUUGUGGAAGAAGAGAGAGACAUUGAACUGAAUGACUUCAGAAGACUCAUAGCAGAAAAACAAAGCCUGAGAGAAAACUUAAAGAUUCAGCAAGUAUCAGCUAACCUUGAAAAAUCAAAGAUGCAGCAUGAUAUUUCAGAACUGGAGAGUAAUAUUAAAGGAUUGGAGAUAGAAAAGUGUGAAUUAAGGACUACAGUCUCUAUCCUGAAAGAAAGAGUAAAUUCUUUGGAAAAUGAAUUAAAAUUGAAGUCCACUAAACUUGCCCAGACAUCUGAUGAUUCUUCUCAAUUUAAAGUUGAGAUUUGCUCACUUCAGCUCUUAAAUGACCAGCUGCAGAGGUCUGCUGAAGAUUUACAACACCAGUUGUCCCUCAAAAAGGAUGAACUGCAGUCAGCUCAAGAAGAAAUUGUAAAGCUAGAGGAGAAAAUAGAUAGGUUAAACCAGAAGAGCACUUCACAUGAUGAAGCAGUCAAUGUGCUUAGAAGUACUAUCACCAUUUUGGACAAGGAAAAGGACAGGCUUCAAGAAACCGUAGAUGAAAAAACAGAAAGAAUUGCAUGCUUAGAUGACAACUUAGCUAACAAGGAAAAAACAAUUACUCAUUUACGUGUGACUCUCUCUGAGCUGGAGUCCUCAACAACACAGAUGAAGGACAUGCUGAGCAACAGAGACCAUGAGAUAUCUAGCUUACAUCAGCAGCUUGAUAUAUCUCAUGUAGAGCUUGCAGAAGCAGGAAGAGUAAAGGAAAUGGCUCUGAAUGAAAACAGACGAUUGCAAGAUGACCUAGCGACAAUGGCCAGAGAAAACCAGGCUGUCACUACUGAGCUUGAAGAUGCAAUACGUGAAAAAGAAGAAAUGAAAACCAGGGUUCAUAAUUAUAUAACUGAAGUUUCCAAAUUUCAGACCUUGAUAGCUUUGAAGGAAAAAGAAAACCAAGAAUUGUUAGAGAAGUUCCGAAUGCUCCAUUCACAAGCUGAAGACUGGGAAGUGAAGGCUCAUCAAGCUGAAGGAGAAAGUGGCUCAAUACGACUUGAACUCCUUUCUGUGGAUACAGAUCGGAGACAUCUUCGAGAGAAAGUAGAACUUCUGGAAAAAGAGAUUGAAGGGCAUAUCGCUGCACAUCAAGCAUAUGAAUCUCAGAUCUCCUUCUUUACAAAAAAUGUGUCCAAAUUGGAAGAGGAUAUUAAACGUGAAAACCAGCACAAGUCUUCUGUGUUGGCGGACCUGGCUUCUGUGAGGGAGCUCUGUGUGAAACUUGAGUCCAGCAAAGAAGCUUUAUCUCGUCAGCUGACAUCCAAAAGCAUGGAUCAUGAAAGGAUUCUAGGUGAAUUAGAAGAUAAAAAAGCAGAAGCAGAGCUGCUGAAAAAGCAGUUAUCCAGUGAAAGACUUACAGUUCAGAAUCUUGAAACAUUGCUGGCUGCUAGUAGAGACAAAGAAUUUCAGAACCAUUUAACAGCCACGGGGAAAGAUUCCGAAAUUCAGUUGUUGAAAGACAAGCUAACACUUGCUGAGAGCAAACUAGUAUGCCUGUCUCUGAAGGACUUAGUCUAAGAUAUCAUCAAGACCUCUUGUCUUCUGCGUCUAUUCUCAACACACUGGAUCAAGAUACCAUUCUAGGAAUUUAACUGAUGAAUAGGGAAGACAGGAAAAACUAUUCUGCGGUUCAUUUUGGAUCAAAUCUCUUGAGUAGUUUGCAUCUUCCUGGAGUCAGAGACCAGCGAGUGCCAGACAGGAAGUAUGUGACUGAGAUAGAAGUGGAUCUCGUUUUUCAGAAUUCACAUCCAGUGCUUUGGUAAUAAACUAGUACAUCUCUGCUUCACCAGAAGUGACUUCUGAGCACUGCAUCUCAUAUUGGCUUUGAAGACUCUAUGGAGUAACAUGGCUGUCUAUCUAGACUCUGGUUUAGACAAUUUAUUUUACACUUUUUUUGCUUGUUUCAUAAAGCAAUUAAUGGUGUUUUAAAGCCAAGCAUCGAGUUGUCCAAGCUAAUGACUUGCUAAGAAGUAUAUUUAGUUAUGCUACUUAAAAUUUUCAAGGCUGCUUUUCAUUUUGAUUCUUGCAGUUGGGCCCCAACAGCAAGGGUGUAGUUGACAAGCUUUCAGACCCUAUUUUUUGCUGGUCUGAGCUUGCAUUAAUACAGUUUUUACUUAGAUUUGAUUCCAUUUUCUUCACUAAUGGCCAGAUAGUUACAGCCUACUUGAUAUAAUUUUUACUGAAGCCAUAUCUCUCAUGUUUGUAUUUUUGUGAAUAGUUACUGCUUUUUUUCUUCAAGUGUACACAUCUCACAUUGCAACAGAGGACAGUAAAUUAAUUAAUGACUCUUUUCUCUGUUUUAAUAAAACAUGUUUAUGUUCACCUUGUCUGGAAAAGAACAUGAUGUAUUGUAGUAAGGAUGUAGUGAGGCUUGCCAGCUUCUCACCUCUUUGUUACCUUCAGUUCUUCCAGAAAUGUUCUGUUACAUUAAUUUUAUUCUCACUGCUUCUGAUUUGUCUUUGACUUGGUCUUUGUGAAACAACAUAGCCAGUGUCUGUUUUUGUUUCAUUUUACUUUAAUGCCUCUAAGCUUCUGGCUGACAAUGUUCAAAGAAAACUUUGUUGCUUCUCAUGA
Molecule: messenger RNA, 5754 nt
Organism: Colius striatus (speckled mousebird)
Lineage: Eukaryota; Metazoa; Chordata; Aves; Coliiformes; Coliidae
Gene: CEP135
Product: centrosomal protein 135
Exons: 24
Coding region: 1492-4698 (1068 amino acids)
Source: RefSeq, a predicted model, not a curated record